UUGGGGCUGCGUGCGCGUGAGCGCUCGGCGUACAGAGCUGCCCCCACGUGGCAGCCCCCAAGGGCAGGCCCACAGCGCGGGCUCCUAGGCACCCCAGCGGACAGGGCGCGUAACCGGCCUCCAGCUCCCUGGGAGGCACCAUGGCUGGGUUUUAUGGUUGCCUGAAGACUCCAAAAUGCUGGCUGCGUGCUUCCCUCUCACUCUCAAGUGGACCACAGAGCAGUGUCCAGCCUGGGAAGGGGCCGGCCACCUCGCACCGCCACGCACUGGACCAAAGAGGCAUGAGAGUCAGGUGUGAGAGCAGACUGGACCUCGGGCCAAAGGGGCGUAGUGAUUGAACUAUAGCUGAAUCACUAAGUGAAAUUUCUGGCAGUAUGGAAGUUCUGGAGGCCAGUGAUGAAGGAAAGGAGAAAUCCAAAUUUAAAGGCUUCAAGAGAUUUUUUGGCAAGAAGAAGAAAAAAGAGCCUGAAGAUACCCAGGGAAAGAGGAGGCUCAAACCAAGCUUGUCCAGUGACAGUAUUAACAUCUCUUCUGUGAAGCCAGUUUCGGAACGUCAACAAACCAAGCCUGGGGCCAAGAGCAGCAUGGGGAACAAAGCCCUGUCCCAUGACAGCAUCUUCAUGUUGGAGUGUGAGUCUGAAAGAUCAGGAAGCAGAAUAUGCCCCUCUCCAGAGGUCCAGAGAGGCAGACUGCUUCAGAGAUCUCAUGAUUUUAGAACUCUGCCUAGAGUUUGGACUGGUAGUCCGCAUGGGGCUGUGUUUGGAGCUACACCGCAAUAUGUGCCCAGAAGUGGAGUCUGGGUUGCAGGCACCAAGAUCACUGAGGUAGCAGGCUCCAAGAUCACUGAGAUCCCACCAUGGUGCCCACGCCAACCCAGCAUCAGCCCACCUCUUAUUCGAUCUGACACAGUCUCUAAGGAUUUUGAAGAAAUCUCUGUUGAUGAUGAGUCACCGAAGAGCCCACGAAAGAAGCAUUCAUCACACAUGACCUUGACAUUGAAGAAGGCAAAACCAAAGCAGAAGAAGCCAAGCCUUCCACUGGCUUCUGAAGAAGAGAAAAGCACAACCGAACCGAAAGAAGCCGACCAAAAGAAGCCGAAGAAAGACAGUACAGGUGCCUCAGGCUGGGAACAGAGAAACAAAGCUGGGAUUUAUGAACAGAAGACAACAGGUCAGGCUGCAAACAGAGAAGCUGCUGAGAGUCAGGGCUAUGCAUUUCCAGCAGCGUACAGAAGACAAUGUGGCAAUAGAGGCUCAAGUACUUCAGAAGCAAGUGAGCGUGGAUCCAAAGGGAGAAGGUUUAAACCAUCCAGUCGAGCACUUGGCCUAGGUAAUGGAGCUGGGUCCCCACCUGCCGGUAAGACUGCCAGGGAUUUCCUUUCCUGGCACCUGCCCUUGGAGAAGCAAGUCGCGGAGCAGCCCCCAACGGCACGAACAGAAAGCGCUACUCCUCAGGAGCUGCUUUCAGAUAAAGAUGACAUGGGAAGGAGAAGUGCCGGUAUAGAUUUUGAAGCCAGAAAAGCAUCAGCAUCACAACCCAUAACUGAAGACAUGGAAGAGUCCAUGGUUAGUGGUCUGUCACCAUCCCAUGAAGAUGGGGCUUCUGGAGCCAAGAAGACGGAAGCCGGAGCUGCUCUUUUACCCGUGGUAGGAAGCCCUUCUACAACCCAAGAUAUUUUCUCAGUGACACUGGAGGAUCAGGGGUUUCUGGAUCCUUCUCAUAGCCAGUCAGAAGAGGAAGAAGCGUCCAGCUUUGAUUUGAAAAGUGUCCAAUUUAAAAUGAAGUCAGAUCAAGAUACCUACAAAGAAAAGUCUCCUGGAAACGUUCUCCAGGCCUUUACAGCAAGCAUUUCAGAUACCGUGAGAGCUUUGGUAGAGGGAGGUAUUUCUGCAGAGAGGCUGCCUCCCAGAAGCCUUUCCCCGUCCUCGCGGAAGCUGAAAGCUGAAGCCGUUGCCUCAGAUUCAGAGAGUACUUCAGAGGCGGGCAGUCGUUCUGAGCAGCAGCUGGCUCCUGGAUAUUUUUUCCAGCCCUCGAAGAAGCACAAAAAUGAACAAGAAGGUUUCCCAGAAUCAGAAAGUUCAGCCGUGGGAGUGAGCGGUCUCAAGCAGCGGCAGGCUCCUAGGCAGUGGGCUGCUAGAUACUCUUCCCAGUCCUUGGGGAAGCCAGAAGUGGAAGCCGUCCUUUCGUGUUACGAGAGUGCUUCCAAAGAGGGGAGCGGCUCUGGGCAGCAGCGGGCUCCCAGGCACUCUCUCCGGCCUUUGAGGAAGUCCAAAGAUGGCCAAGAAGUCUUUGCAGAAUCAGGUUUUGUCGUGCAAAUGAGCAGUUCCCAUGAGCAGCUGGCUCCCAGAUGUGCUUCCCAGGCUCUGGGGGAGCCUGAAGAUGAAGUCUCCACAGGAGCAAAUAGUUAUGUCGAAAAGUACAGUAGUGCUGAGGAUUGGAGCAGCUGUGAGGAAAAUCGGCCUCCCGGACCCCCUUCGCAGGCCUCGGGGAGGCCCAAAGACCAAAAAGAAGUCUCCUGGGCUUCAAAGAACGUACCUGGAGUGUGGGGUGCUUCUGUGCAGCAGAUGCCUACCAGGCACCCUUGCCAGUCCUGGGUGGGCCCUACAUCCGAGCAACAAGCCUCUGCAGGUCCAGAGAGCGCUGCUGCGGAGUGGGGCAUUUCCACGGAGCCGCGGCCUCCCAGAGUGACUUCUCGGGCCCCGAUGAGACCAGUAGUCAAACAACCAAUCUCUGCAGGUCCAGAGAGUGUCGACAUUGAAGGGGGUGCUUCUACCAAGCUCCUGCCUUCCAAACAUUCCCAGUCCACUGUGAGACCUAAACUCCAGCAAAUGUCAAGUUUUGAGGGUGCUGCUGUUGAGGUGGGCAUUUCUGGGAGGUCACUGCCUCCCAAAUAUCCUGCCCGGUUGGUUAAAAAGUUUAAAGUUGAGGAAAUGUCCUCACGUCUAGAGAGCAUGGCAGUUGAAGAAGGCAUAUCAAAGGAAUCGCUGCUUUCCAAUCAUCUUUUCCAGUUGUUCAUGAAGUUUAUGGUCCAGGAAAUCUUUUCAGAGAGCCCUUCUACUGAGGAGGGAAUCUACGAGGAUCCUCUGUCUUCAAAUCAACCUUCCAAAUCUUUGUCGAGGCCUAAAGUCGGGCACCAAGUUCUCUCAGGCUACGAGGGUACCGAUAUUGAGGGAGGCAUUUUUUUGAAGCAGCUGCCUACGAAAAGCCCUUUACCGUGCUUGGGGAGGCCUGAAGGCCUGCAAGAAGUCUUCUCACGUUCAGAGAGCACUCCUGUAAAGUGGAGUGGUUCUAAAGAGCAGCUGCCUGGCAGACACCCUGGCCAAGCCGAAGAUGAGGCUGAAUUUCAGCCACAGGCUUUCGCAACAGGCCCAGUGAGUGCACCUGCGGAGUGGAGCGGCUCGGAGGAGCACCUGCGUCCCAGACACCCUUUUCAGGCUCCUGCAGUCCCUGCACAUCAGCGACAGGCUUAUUCAAGUCCCAUGAGUGCUGCUGCUGAGGGAACCAUUUUGGAGAGCGAUCCUAGCUGCUGGUCCCUAUGGAGAGACCCAGCUUCUCCAGACAAAACCAAGAAACACAGCCAAGGCUCCGAAGACCUCAUUAAGAACAUCCUGAUUCCUGCUACCAAAGCUGUGAAGUUCACCGAUGCUCCUGUCUCGCAAACGUCCACUUCUGGGGGCACUUACUCUAAGGAGGAAGUUCUUGAGAGUGGUGAUCAAGAUAACAGCCAUUCAAAUUCAUCCACCAAUUGGGCUGACAUUGAAAACGUUUUUGGGGUCCGACUGAGAAAAACCUCUUCCUCACAGAAGUAUAAGGAAAAAGCUCCUGGUCGACAGUCAGAUCAUGCCACCUCAGAGCCAGCUUGGAUAACUAUGAUAAAGCAGAGGCAGGGGAGUUUCCAGGCCAACAUUCCUGUGAAAGAGCCAAAAACCAAGAAUAGAGCUGGAGCCAAGGCUGAGACUGAGGAACCUAGAUAUGGGAGAACUGGCCUUGCAGAUGAAAACCAACCAAGGAGGGUUUUCACUUCUGAUGUCAACAGACGGGAGAAGAUAGCACCGAAGCCACCGAAGUCUACCAAAGCAGUGGGAUUCGAAGAUGAGAAGAUAUUUCAAGUACCUUCUAUGGAAAAAGAAACCAGAAGGUCUUCAACUCUCCCAGCCAUGCUACAACAGCCGGCUGAGCCAGCUGAGCCAGUCUGGUUCUCCCUGGCCAAGAAGAAAGCCAAAGCACGGAGCCAUGUAGCAAAACUCACGCAAUAAAUAGCUCCUGGGUGGAGUAUCAGCAUUUUAAAUGAUAAUUCCCAGUAGCUGUAUUAAUGCCACGUAGUGAAUUAUUUACUGUAACCAUUUUUAUUAAGCAUAAGAGCCUUAAAAGGGGAAAUCAAGCUAAUAAUUAUUUGAAUGACACAGAUGCCAUGAAUGCCUAACCUUCAGUACAGUCACUGCCAGCAUCUGAAAACCCAGCAUUUCCUCUAUAAAAACUGUGUAAAAUGUUUGCACUGUUGUCGAACUGAGAACACUUUAACUUUGAACAAUGUGCUGUAGAAGGGAGAAAGCAUUUUGUUGGAGCAACUAAGAGGUGGUCAUUUCCCUUGAUCAAAUAAAUUCAUUCUAAUGGAAAUGUCCAGAUGAUUUGGUCCAAGGAUUGGCUUUUAGGUUUUAUGAGCCUAGUUAAAUGCUUCAGUUCUUUGGUUGCUGCUCCAAACUUUGCAAAGCCCCCUAAGAAGAGGUGGUAGAAGUGAAAAUUCUGGGUCUCCAAGAAAAAUUUUGCACAGCCAGUCCCCCAAUCAGCCCACUGCCCUUUGAAACACCUUCUUUGUAUCCCUGAGGGCUCCCAACACCUGCAACUUAUACAGACCUCUCUUUGCACACGUCCCAUGUCAACCUGUCACAAGUCUGGCGGCAAUGAGCACCUUCCUAUGGGGCAUAACAUUCCUUGGGGAUUAUCAUAUUCCUCUGGAUGGUUAGCCCAUCAGUGUCUGACCUUUUGCCCCAGUGCCACUGUGACCCUUUCUAGUUGCUCAGAAGUGUACUGCACUUCAUACAUAUCCUAUUUUUAAAGCACUUAAGACCCUGUUGAAAUUCAAAAUUCUGCAAAUUCCAAAAGCUGUGCCUUCAAUGGAGCAGAUGGGAAGCCUUCCACAAGGAAGUCUGGGGCCACUAGAGAGCUAUCUUAUGCCCUGUCUCCAGCCUUAAGGUGGAAACCUCCGAGUAGCCCAGUUUCUUGUCCGUUUCCCUCAGCAGUCUCUGUUUCAGAAGAUUUUAACCUAAGACAAGACUGCACCCUCAAAGCCACAGAACAACUGACUUUCUGCUAAUGGGAAGCCUGAAGUGAUUGAAGCAGCCUUUCCCUCCCCUCAUUCCUAGAGGCACACACACCUCAACAGUCACUAGGCUGGACAGCCCCCACCUCCCCAGUGAACCAGCCACCCCAAGUCCUUCCCCUCUAUUCCAACCCCAAACACACUAAACACUAAUGGAGAGCUCCCUUUGGAUGCCUGGACAGUACCUAGCUCAUUUUCUCAGGAAACCCAGAAGUGUCUUAGUAUACCUUUCACUGUGUCUGCCUCUGUCACCUUGGGGCUACUUUGCUUAAACAGAAAUGCAGACCUAGACAUAACUGUGCCUUUAAAUCCCAAGCAGGGUGCUGCCUCAUGCAAAAAACAAAUUCAGAGAGGCUGUGAGGUGCCAGAGCUAAUUUAAACCCUUGGUGCUUGGUUUUCCUGAUGAUGGUAUAACGUGAUAUUGUACAAUCAUGUGCUGGUUUUGCGUUUUCUCUGUAAAACAUCUAUUUUUCCUCAUACUAUAUCUUUACCUUUUUGAUAAUGCUAGGUUUUUGAUUGAUUGAUUGGGUUUGAUUUCCUUUGUAUUCCCAUAGUGAACAGUUCAUUAAGGUAGAUGCCCUUUACCCAGGCAAUGCUGGUAGAUUAACUGUUAUACCUCCCUUCCCCCUUUUCUCAGGGUGGACCACUAUUAGGUUAUUCUUACUCUAAGAACUCUCCAUUAACAAUUUCCUUUUCACAGUUAGCAACAAAAAUCUGUUUUCAGUAAAGAGGUUAAGUCUUUUUUUAAUGCCUAGAGGCACAUUUUGACAAGUUUUCAGCUUCUUUUAGCAUUCUUGAUUUCUGCUAUAUGCAAAGCAAAUAAAUUCAAUAAAGCCUG
This is a messenger RNA of Balaenoptera acutorostrata (minke whale), 6158 nucleotides long. RefSeq names its product KIAA1210 ortholog. The transcript has 13 exons. Lineage: Eukaryota; Metazoa; Chordata; Mammalia; Artiodactyla; Balaenopteridae. The coding region runs from base 375 to 4256 and encodes 1293 amino acids. The record is from RefSeq and is a predicted model, not a curated record.